Messenger RNA from Hibiscus syriacus, 1176 nucleotides. RefSeq names its product homeobox-leucine zipper protein HAT14-like. NCBI's taxonomy places the organism in Eukaryota, Viridiplantae, Streptophyta, Magnoliopsida, Malvales, Malvaceae. Gene Ontology annotation, biological process: regulation of DNA-templated transcription. Gene Ontology annotation, molecular function: DNA-binding transcription factor activity, RNA polymerase II-specific; sequence-specific DNA binding. Bases 5 to 892 code for a protein of 295 amino acids. The record is from RefSeq and is a predicted model, not a curated record. Gene Ontology annotation, cellular component: nucleus. The transcript has 4 exons.
GUUGAUGGAGUUAGCUUUGAGCCUGGGUGAUUCCUCAAAGCCAUUUCCUUUUCUAGAAAAAACCCCAACCACUGAUCUAGGGUUUUGCAAAUAUGCUAAUAGAGAUGGAGACCACAAAAGGGUUUCUUCAGAUCCACCUCUUCAUCUUCAUCUUCUUCCUUUCUCUCCUCUUCCUCGCACGCCACCUUCUUCUCAGCUUCGCCUUCCUUGGCUCAAUGAUAAUCUGCACGAAACGGGUUCAUCGGAAGGACCGGUAAGAGGAUUAGACGUGUACCGGUUACCGCUGGUGGUGGCGUUGGGGGAUGAAGCCGAGGAAGGGGCGGCGCAAUCGUCUCCGAACAGCGCGGUGUCAUCCUUCCCGAUGGGUUUAGGUAUUACAAACGGAGGCAAGAGAAACAUGGAAGCUGAAACCGAAAGGGGUAGCUCCAGAGCCAGUGAUGAUGAUGAGAACGGUUCAACCCGGAAGAAACUCCGGCUCUCUAAAGAACAAUCGGCUUUUCUCGAAGAAAGUUUCAAAGAACAAAACACCCUAAAUCCCAAACAAAAGCUUGCUUUGGCCAAACAAUUAAACCUUCGUCCUCGACAAGUGGAAGUUUGGUUCCAGAAUAGAAGAGCAAGGACAAAAUUGAAGCAGACGGAGGUAGAUUGUGAGUAUUUAAAGAGAUGCUGCGAAACACUGACAGAAGAAAAUAGAAGGUUACAAAAAGAACUGCAAGAGUUAAGAGCUUUAAAAACUUCCCAACCAUUUUACAUGCACUUACCUGCCACUACCCUCACUAUGUGUCCGUCAUGUGAGCGUGUCGCCACUACUUCCACCGCCACCGCCACCGCUACCGCCGUCUCCAUCUCUGGCAGAAAUACGGAUGCCAAAACUGUAGGAAUCCCGUUUUAGCCACUGGAAACACAUGUGACCCAGAGCCAGUCCCAAUCCGACCAGGCUGCUUCGUGAAAUCAUUGGACGUGACCAGUCAAAAUAUGCUGUCACUUUUUUUUUUCUUUAGCCUAUUUUGUACAUCUUUUUGGCUUGAAGGAAUUUUUUUUGUUAUUUCCUUUGUUCAACUUUUUUUUAUAUAUAUUUGUCUCUCUUCUCUUGCAGUUUUAUUAGGGAUAAAAAGGUUUAAAAGAAAACGAUAUUUGAGUUUUUCGAUAGAUUUUGUUUAGAGUGGGGGCUCUGGA